Eucalyptus grandis is the source of this 2865-nucleotide messenger RNA. RefSeq names its product disease resistance protein RUN1-like. Gene Ontology annotation, biological process: signal transduction; defense response. Lineage: Eukaryota; Viridiplantae; Streptophyta; Magnoliopsida; Myrtales; Myrtaceae. Bases 1 to 2661 code for a protein of 886 amino acids. The record is from RefSeq and is a predicted model, not a curated record. The transcript is spliced from 4 exons. Gene Ontology annotation, molecular function: ADP binding.
AUGGACACGAGGCACCUUACCCAUCCUUCCUCAUCAAUGUCUAGACAGCCAGACCAUGAAGUGUUCCUGAGUUUUAGAGGGCCAGACACGCGCUGUGGCUUUGCGGAUUUCCUGCACGCCAUGUUGACUAAGGCUGGAAUUCUCGUAUUUAGGGAUGAGGAAGACCUGGAGAGAGGCGAAGAAAUCUACCCCCAGCUGAUCCAGGCGAUUGAGCAGUCCAUGAUAUCAAUACCCGUCAUCUCCCAGGGUUACGGGUCCAGCAAGAGCUGCCUCAUGGAAUUGGACCAAAUGCUUAAGUGCAAGGACGAGAAGAAUCACAUCAUCAUCCCCGUCUUCUUCCGUGUUGAGCCGUCGGAUGUACGCCACUGCACGGGCCCUUUCCAGAGUGCCGCGCAUGAACACAGGGAGCGCGGCAGAGAUGGCACGUUGGUUAAUCACUGGAUCUCUGCCCUCCAUCGGAUUGGAGACUUGAAGGGACACUAUCUCCACGAAAAUUUUAGAGGGUAUUAUGGCGAAGUCAUAAGGCAAAUUGUCCAAGAAGUUGAGCGGAAGCUGAAGAAGAGGGACCUAACUGUGCCGGAACAAUUAGUCGGAGUCGAUCCUCAUGUGCGAGAGAUAAUGGCAAAGCUGAAGGUUGAAUACCACGACGGGCAAGCGGUUAAAAUUGGAGACACAUGUGAAAAGUUGUUAAUACAUGGCAUCCCCGGGGUUGGAAAGACGGUCCUGGCGAAAUAUGUUUAUAAUCAACUUCAUCAUCAGUAUGAUGCCUGUAGCUUUCUUGACAAGUUCCAAGAAGAAAUUAGAAAUCAUCGCAUCGUGUCUGUGCUAAACAGACUAAUUUCUGACGUCCACAGGGGAUCAACCCAAAGGUACAAUUGUUCUGACCAUGCUCUGAAACAUAUUCAAACCAGGUUUUGCGCCAUGAAGGUCCUUCUUCUCCUUGACGAUGUGAAGGAUCAUGAACAGCUCAAAGCAUUAGUCGGAGAGCUUGAUUGGUUGGGCCCAGGGAGCACGGUCAUCGUGACAUCCCGAAGAUGUGAUGUCCUUCAAAAAGUCAAUGGUGCAGAAAAUUACGUCCUUGGAUCGAUGAAAAAAGAUGAAGCUCUGAAGUUAUUCUGUUGGCAUGCUUUUAAAAUGUUUUCUCCCCCUCAGGAAUUCAAGGAGCGGUCAACAAAUAUCGUUGCUGCUACUGACGGGCUUCCUUUGGUGCUCGAGAAGGUUGGUGAGUUUCUGUUCGGAAAAAGUAAAAACGUGUGGGAGGAAAAACUGAUGAAGUUGGAAGAAGCUCCCGAUAAGAGCGUCCGAGAAGCCUUCCUUGAGAGCUAUAUCACCCUCGAAGAGAAUGAACAGCAGAUAUCUCUUGAUAUAGCUUGCUUCUUCAACGGAAAGGACAAGAGAAUCCCCUAUCACAUGUGGCAUGACCUUAAGUUUUAUCCUACACUAUCAAUUAAAUCUCUUCGUGCCAUGUCUUUGGUAGAAAUCGGAGAGGAUAAAGAACUACGCAUGUGUGAAAUACUGAAGACCUUUGGCAGGGAAAUUGUCAAGAACGAAAACAAGAGGGAACCUUGCAAGCGUAGUAGGCUGUGCAACCACAAAGAAGCACUGGAUGUACUAAAAAAAGGGAAGGGCACUGCCUACGUUGAAGCCCUCGGGCUGGAGUUUGGUGAUGGAUAUGAAAAGAAUGUCAGUUUAGUAUGUAAUAAAUUUGAUGGUUUACAGAACUUGAGGUUCCUCAAGCUGGAUAAGGCCAAUAUUCGGGGAAACUUUCGGAAUUGUUUUCAGAGCUUAAGGUGGCUUGAUUGGCAAGGGUGCCCUAAGAUUUUUAAGGGUCGUUUAAAUCUGAAUUUGCAAAACCUGGUGAUUCUUGAUUUGUCGGGAAGUCAGGUUCAUGUAGACUGGAGUGGUUGGGAGCUACUCGCGAAGGGAAUGAAAGUGAAAGUUUUGAAUCUAACAGGUUGUGUCCAGUUGACAGCCACGCCAACGUUUCCUCCUUCAAUGGAGCUGGAAAGACUCAUUCUGGAAGGUUGCUCUAAUUUAGCAGUUAUCCAUCCAUCGGUUAGUAAUCUGGAGAAGUUGGUUUCUUUGAACAUGAAGGGAUGCAGUCUCCUCCAUGAAUUGCCAGAUUUGGGUCCCAUGAGAGGCUUGAAAGAGCUAGUGAUUGAUGGAACUUCCAUUUCUCGGAUUAAUGUCCAAGAAGGUUCCAUGAAGAUUCUCAAAUUUCUCAGUGCCCGAAAUUGUAAAAACUUGACUGAAGUAUCCGAUUCAAUCAGGUACUUAGAGUCUCUCAAAUAUCUUUCUCUCAAUGGCUCUAAAAUCGGCACCCUGCCAGAGUCUAUUGGAUCGCUUGAGGAACUGAAGACACUGUCUCUAACGAACUGCCAGAGGCUAUCUGAUCUUCCUGAUGGGAUAGGAGGGCUCCGCUCACUGCAAUUCCUAGAUUUAUCUUACACUGCGAUUAAGAAGUUGCCUACGUCAGUCGAGAAUUUGAAAGCUAUGGAAGUGCUUAGGAUGAGGGGUACUUUCAUACAGGAGUUACCUGAAACAAUUUUGAAUCGAGAGAAGCCGGUAGAGAUAGAUUUCUCGUUAUGCCAGGAAUUAGAGGGGGAGAUCCACUUCGACAUUGAAAGAUCGUCAUCUUUGGCAAUCAUGAACCUAAGAUAGAUUUCUCCAUGUAUCUCCCGUCUUUCUCAUCUCCGGGAACUCCACAUCUCCAGAUGCAACAAUCUACAGAGCGUUCCCAAGUUGCCCUGUUUGGUUAAUGUUUUUUCAUGAUCUGGGUAAAUAGAUUCCAGACAAUAUUUUAAGAGAUUUUAUUUACUUCUUUUAAUAUCUUUCCGACAAUUUUUUAUUAGUGAAUAAUUAGGA